This is a messenger RNA of Budorcas taxicolor (takin), 3577 nucleotides long. RefSeq names its product WASH complex subunit 4 (gene WASHC4). Lineage: Eukaryota; Metazoa; Chordata; Mammalia; Artiodactyla; Bovidae. Gene Ontology annotation, cellular component: endosome; WASH complex. The transcript has 33 exons. The record is from RefSeq and is a predicted model, not a curated record. The coding region runs from base 1 to 3522 and encodes 1173 amino acids. Gene Ontology annotation, biological process: endosome organization; endosomal transport.
AUGGCGGUGGAGACUCUGUCCCCGGACUGGGAGUUCGACCGCGUAGACGACGGCUCACAGAAAAUUCAUGCUGAAGUCCAGCUUAAGAAUUAUGGGAAAUUUCUUGAGGAGUAUACCUCUCAGUUGAGAAGGAUUGAGGAUGCACUGGACGACUCCAUUGGAGAUGUGUGGGAUUUUAAUCUUGAUCCUAUAGCAUUAAAGCUUUUGCCUUAUGAACAGUCUUCCCUUUUGGAACUCAUCAAGACCGAAAACAAGGUCCUAAACAAAGUCAUCACUGUUUAUGCUGCACUUUGUUGUGAAAUCAAGAAAUUAAAAUAUGAGGCUGAAACUAAAUUUUAUAAUGGUCUCUUGUUUUAUGGAGAAGGAGCUACAGAUUCCAGCAUGGUGGAAGGUGAUUGUCAAAUUCAAAUGGGGAGAUUUAUUUCAUUCUUACAGGAACUGUCUUGUUUUGUUACGAGGUGCUAUGAAGUGGUGAUGAAUGUGGUCCAUCAGCUGGCUGCCCUCUAUAUCAGUAACAAGAUUGCACCCAAAAUUAUAGAAACAACUGGAGUUCAUUUUCAGACUAUGUAUGAGCACUUGGGAGAGCUGCUAACAGUUUUGCUUACCCUGGAUGAAAUUAUUGAUAACCACAUCACAUUAAAAGACCACUGGACUAUGUACAAAAGGUUACUGAAAUCUGUCCAUCACAAUCCUUCAAAAUUUGGAAUUCAGGAAGAAAAGCUAAAGCCAUUUGAAAAGUUCUUGCUGAAGCUAGAAGGGCAGUUACUUGAUGGAAUGAUAUUUCAGGCCUGUAUAGAACAGCAGUUUGAUUCUCUCAAUGGAGGAGUAUCUGUGUCGAAAAAUAGCACUUUUGCUGAAGAAUUUGCACAUAGUAUUCGCUCAAUUUUUGCAAAUGUAGAAGCCAGACUUGGAGAACCUUCUGAAAUUGAUCAGAGAGACAAGUAUGUGGGAGUUUGUGGACUCUUUGUAUUGCACUUUCAAAUUUUUCGAACUGUUGAUAAAAAGUUUUACAAGUCUUUAUUGGACAUUUGUAAGAAGGUACCAGCGAUCACUCUAACUGCUAAUAUUAUUUGGUUUCCUGAUAAUUUUUUGAUCCAGAAAAUACCAGCAGCUGCCAAACUUCUGGACAAAAAAAGUCUUCAGGCCAUUAAAAUACACAGAGAUACUUUCCUACAGCAGAAAGCGCAGUCACUUACCAAAGAUGUACAGUCUUACUACGUCUUUGUGAGCUCAUGGAUGAUGAAAAUGGAAUCUAUUUUAUCUAAAGAGCAGAGAAUGGAUAAAUUUGCUGAAGACCUCACCAGUAGAUGUAAUGUUUUUAUACAGGGCUUUUUAUAUGCUUAUAGUAUUAGUACCAUUAUUAAAACCACAAUGAAUCUCUACAUGUCCAUGCAAAAGCCAAUGACCAAAACAUCAGUGAAGGCGUUGUGCAGGCUUGUUGAACUUCUCAAGGCAAUAGAGCAUAUGUUCUACAGGAGAAGCAUGGUUGUGGCUGAUUCAGUCUCACAUAUAACACAGCACCUUCAGCAUCAGGCUCUUAAUUCUAUUUCUGUGGCCAAGAAAAGAGUAAUUUCUGACAAAAAAUAUAGUGAACAGCGUCUUGAUGUGCUCUCUGCUCUAGUUUUGGCUGAAAACACUCUAAAUGGACCAAGCACAAAGCAGCGACGACUGAUUGUUUCUUUGGCAUUGAGUGUGGGCACACAAAUGAAAACAUUUAAAGAUGAAGAACUCUUUCCACUUCAAGUAGUCAUGAAGAAGCUGGAUCUUAUCAGUGAACUUCGAGAAAGAGUCCAGACACAGUGUGACUGCUGUUUUCUGUACUGGCAUCGAGCUGUCUUCCCAAUUUAUUUAGAUGACGUAUAUGAAAAUGCUGUUGAUGCAGCCAGACUACAUUACAUGUUCAGCGCUUUACGUGACUGUGUGCCCGCCAUGAUGCAUGCAAGGCAUUUGGAGUCCUGUGAGAUGCUUCUCGAUUGCUAUGACAAGGAAAUUACGGAAAUUUUAAAUGAGCAUUUGUUGGACAAGUUGUGCAAAGAAAUAGAGAAGGACCUGCGACUUUCUGUGCAUACUCAUUUAAAGCUGGAUGACAGAAACCCUUUCAAAGUUGGCAUGAAAGACCUGGCCCUUUUUUUCUCUCUGAAUCCAAUUCGGUUUUUCAAUCGUUUCAUUGACAUUCGAGCUUAUGUAACUCACUACCUAGACAAGACUUUCUACAAUCUAACGACAGUAGCUCUUCAUGACUGGGCUACUUACAGUGAAAUGAGAAAUUUAGCUACUCAGCGUUAUGGAUUGGUUAUGACAGAGGCCCAUCUUCCUAGUCAGACUUUGGAACAGGGCCUGGAUGUCUUGGAAAUUAUGAGAAACAUUCAUAUAUUUGUAUCUCGAUACCUCUAUAAUCUCAAUAAUCAAAUUUUUAUUGAACGAACAAGUAAUAACAAACAUUUGAACACUAUUAAUAUUCGGCAUAUUGCUAAUUCAAUUCGAACACAUGGCACAGGAAUCAUGAAUACAACAGUCAAUUUCACCUACCAGUUUUUGAAAAAGAAGUUCUAUAUAUUUAGCCAGUUUAUGUAUGAUGAACAUAUCAAAUCCAGAUUGAUUAAAGAUAUUCGGUUUUUCAGGGAAAUCAAGGACCAAAAUGAUCAUAAGUAUCCUUUUGAAAGAGCAGAAAAAUUCAAUCGAGGCAUCAGAAAACUUGGAAUAACCCCAGAGGGACAAAGCUACCUUGAUCAGUUCAGGCAGCUCAUCAGUCAAAUUGGUAAUGCUAUGGGCUAUGUACGAAUGAUAAGAUCUGGUGGCCUUCAUUGUAGCAGCAAUGCCAUUAGAUUUGUACCUGAUCUUGAAGAUAUUGUAAAUUUUGAAGAACUAGUCAAAGAAGAAGGUCUUGCAGAAGAAACAUUAAAAGCAGCAAGGCAUUUGGAUUCAGUCCUCAGUGAUCACACACGAAAUUCUGCUGAAGGCACAGAAUAUUUCAAAAUGCUUGUGGAUGUUUUUGCUCCAGAAUUUCGAAGGCCAAAGAAUAUACAUCUCCGAAAUUUCUAUAUCAUUGUUCCCCCUCUGACCCUCAACUUUGUAGAGCAUUCCAUUAGUUGCAAGGAGAAAUUGAAUAAAAAAAAUAAAAUUGGAGCUGCCUUUACUGAUGAUGGCUUUGCCAUGGGUGUGGCUUACAUUCUGAAGCUUUUGGAUCAGUACCAGGAAUUUGACUCACUUCACUGGUUCCAGUCUGUUAGAGAGAAAUACCUGAAGGAGAUGAGAGCAGUUGCUAAGCAACAGAAUGUACAGUCAACUAGUCAGGAUGAAAAACUACUACAAACCAUGAAUCUCACUCAGAAACGACUGGAUGUUUAUCUACAGGAAUUUGAAUUGCUGUAUUUCUCACUGAGCAGUGCAAGAAUUUUCUUCAGAGCUGACAAGACUGCAGCUGAAGAAAACCAAGAAAAGAAAGAGAAAGAAGAAGAGACUAAAACAAGCAACGGAGACCUGUCCGACAGCACUGUGUCUGCAGAUCCUGUUGUCAAAUGAUACUGAUGGUAUGCGUUGCCCCUGUGAGAUCAUCAGAAUUGUACGUGAAAUGGAU